AUGGACAAACUCUCCCCUUACCACACUCUGCUUUUCUACACCAUAGACACAGAUUCCGACGGCAAAGUUUCCCCUCACGAUCUCUUCACCCGCCUCCCUGCUCUCACUGGGCUGGAUCUGACCGAAGCGGAGGCCGCCUCGGCUGUGGCUGCCUACGAUUCCGAUGGCGACGGGCUUCUGGGGAUGGAGGAGUUUGGGAGGUUGGUGAAGGGGGUUGAUGAUAAUGAUGAUGAUGAUCGAGAGGUGAGGGAGGCUUUUCAGAUGUAUGAAAUGGAAGGAUUGGGGGUGAUUACUCCGGUGAGCUUGCGGCGGAUGCUUAGCCGUCUUGGGGAAUCGAGGAGUGUUGGGGAUUGUAAGAGAAUGAUCGCUAAAUUUGAUUUGGAUGGCGAUGGAGUUUUGUGUUUUGAUGAAUUUAGGGGUAUGAUGCUGCUUUGAAUUUCUCAAACCUAAUUUCUAUGUGUUUGGGAGAAAAAACGGCAUUUUUAUUUUUACAGUAAUUUCAUUCAUUUCUUUCUUUCUUCUUAGAAAUAGUAAUUUUCAUUGUUUGCUAAUGGAUUGUAUUAGUUAGGAACUACAACAUUUAUUGAGUGUGAGGAUUUGAAUUAGAUGUAUAUAAUCAACUUCACAAGUUUACUCACCUA
This is a messenger RNA of Cucumis melo (muskmelon), 641 nucleotides long. RefSeq names its product probable calcium-binding protein CML31. The record is from RefSeq and is a predicted model, not a curated record. The transcript has a single exon. Gene Ontology annotation, molecular function: calcium ion binding. Lineage: Eukaryota; Viridiplantae; Streptophyta; Magnoliopsida; Cucurbitales; Cucurbitaceae. The coding region runs from base 1 to 435 and encodes 144 amino acids.